UGAGUAACCCAGGAAGAAAAACGAUAACUGCAAGAUUCAAAAGCCUUAAUCAGAAGCAAACAAAAAAAUAUCUGACAAUUCUAUCUUUCUUCGUUUUGUUUUGUUUUCCUCUCUUUCACGAGAGUGACUUCUCAGUUUCGCUAAAUCUGAUUUGAUUCUUUUCCUUCUCCGCUUUGUGUUACCUCUUUCCCCCCCUCUGAUAUAAGAGUUAUGGUGAAAUGAUGGCAGCAGGAGAAGCAAGAGCUGUGUGGCAAAGAACAGUUAACCGUUACUUUGUCCAAGAAGACGCCAAAAGAGCUCCCAAGUUAACUACCUCUUGCCAAUCUUCUUCAUCCUCAACUGUUCCAUCUAAACAGGUUGAAGAUUCUCGUCCUGUUGUUGAUCCACAGAAUCAAUCGCCAUCUUGUGCAGGUUUCAUGCCUCGUCAUCCAAACCCCAAUUUCCCUCCUCUGUUACCCCACAACACCAGUUUGUGGGGCCAUCAUCAUCACACUCACCAAGACCACAAGGAACAAGUGAAGACGCCAUUGGAAGCUGAGGCUGAGGGAGCCAAGUCUGAAAGGUUUCAAGAGUUUAUAGAGUUGAUGGAGACUAGGGAGAGUUAUGGUUCGGUUGGGAAUGAUGAGUCCUCUGAGAAAAAGUUAACAAGUGAGCUUGCUUUCGAUCCCAGCUCUCCAUGGAAUCCUCUAACGAGCGAGAAAGCUGCGCCGUGGUGGCGAACUACAGACAAAGAUGAGCUAGCUUCUUUAGUUGCACAAAGGUCUCUAGACUUUGUUGAGAACUGUGACCUGCCAACACCGCAGAAGAUGAACCGGUCUUACUACGGUAGUCCACGUUCUUUCGACUCUGAUGCAUUCCGGGAUCACUCUUUCACUAACCAAACCCCCCACGUGCCAAGGAGAGGAAACAGCUUCAAGAACAGAGCAGAGGAGGCUUCCUCUGAGUCUGACUUGAGCAAAUCCGAGCUGCUAGAAGCGCUGAGGCGUUCUCAGACAAGAGCUAGGGAAGCUGAAAACAUGGCUAAAGAAGCGUGCGCAGAGAAAGAGCACUUGGUGAAGCUCUUGCUCAAGCAAGCCUCAGAGCUUUUCGGGUAUAAGCAGUUGCUGCAGCUGCUCCAGCUCGAAUCGCUUUACCUCCAAAUCAAGAGCAAGAAAAUCGAGGACAGCAAGGAGCCGCCACCGGGUUCCAUCCCUUGGAGCAAUAAUACCAAAGCAAGAAAACAGGGGAGAAAGAGAAGAAGCAAAAGGAGUAAACCGAAUGGGUUUGUUGGUUUAGCAUUGGGGAUGAGUCUUGUUGGUGCUGGUUUGCUUCUGGGAUGGACUGUUGGAUGGAUGCAGAUGCUUUCUUUCUAAGUCUGAGAAAAGAAGACGAGAGAGACCUCCAAAUUUCAACUCUUUUUUUCUUCUUCUUACUGAGCAGCUUUGAUAAAUGGUUUGUAAAACUGUUGUAAGAAUUUUGUUAAUAUUGUGUUUCUAGUUUGAUCUUUAAAAUGAAA
This is a messenger RNA of Raphanus sativus (radish), 1495 nucleotides long. RefSeq lists its product as uncharacterized. The transcript has 2 exons. Lineage: Eukaryota; Viridiplantae; Streptophyta; Magnoliopsida; Brassicales; Brassicaceae. The record is from RefSeq and is a predicted model, not a curated record. Bases 219 to 1352 code for a protein of 377 amino acids.